Messenger RNA from Didymella exigua CBS 183.55, 2575 nucleotides. RefSeq lists its product as uncharacterized. Bases 403 to 2262 code for a protein of 619 amino acids. The record is from RefSeq and is a predicted model, not a curated record. NCBI's taxonomy places the organism in Eukaryota, Fungi, Ascomycota, Dothideomycetes, Pleosporales, Didymellaceae. The transcript has 5 exons. Gene Ontology annotation, biological process: regulation of DNA-templated transcription. Gene Ontology annotation, molecular function: DNA-binding transcription factor activity, RNA polymerase II-specific; zinc ion binding.
GCGUCCAGGAAUACUCAAUAUUCUGCAAUUUACUCGCACUGACACUGUGUUGAUCGUUCCAGGCUCGAGCCUUAACGCGGGUAUUCAGCACUUCCCGUUUAGGUUUCAUCCCGCGAACAUGUGACUCUGAGUAGUCUUGGAGAUCAAAUCGCUCCAAACUUCAACGUCGGCUUUCGGGUGGUCGGCCUAAUACACUUCGACACUCAGGUUAAGCCUGGCUCAGGAUUCUGUCCGUCAGCCACGACGGGAUUGGCAACCGUGCCUGUGAUCCACGACCCUAGAGCGUCUCGGCGCACUAGAACCACAUAUCACACGUCCAUAUGUAGGGCUGCACUUCUGUUCCCUAACAUUACUUCCUGUCGGUUCUUUGUUCGCAUACCUAUUUCGGUUCGGGUUGGCAAUAUGGUAGGAGUACCCAAGUCGACCGGCUGCCUGAUCUGUCGAAAGAGAAAGAUAAAGUGCGACGAAACGUGGCCAGCCUGUCUAAAUUGUCAAAAGAAUGGCAGAUGCUGUCCGGGGCCUCCGGCACGACACACCUUCAAAGAUCUCGGACCAAGUCUCAUGAACGGGGCUUAUACCGCGCAAACUGGCAAGAAUCAGUCGGUGGUAGCAGCAGCAGCAGACUGCAACCAAAGAUGUCUCACUCAGGUACACGAGAAAGUCAACCUCGAUGGAUCAACAGUGCAUAAGUUCAGGAUAUCAGGCAAAAAUGCUUUUCACUCACAUAAGCCUGCGUCGCGAUCGCCUUCGACAAGCACAGUGAGUCUGAGUCCACCUCGCUCGCCUCUUCUCCGACAACCGUCACCAUCUCAGCAUUAUGAGUUAUCCCGCGCUUUAGUUGCAACGAUCAGUGCGGGUAGCGUAGGCCUUCAGAUGUCUGUAUUUGGCCCCUUUAUCCAGGAGGUUCCCGCUCGGAUAGGCCAUAGCCCUGCUCUCGAUGCAGCAGUGGCUGUCCUCAUCAACGCUCAUACAUCUUUGAUGUACAAGGAAACAUCCAACGACGUCAUCAGCAUCAACUUGUAUCUGCGUGCGAUCAAGACGCUUCAAGGCUGUUUAGAGGAUUCCCGUGAGGGGAUGUCUACGAACACACUGUGCGCUUCUGUUCUCCUUGGACUUGUGGAGGCACUUGCGGGACCUCGAAAAGGCAAUCGAUACCUAGCUCAUGUCGGCGGGGCUGGGCGACUAAUGGAAUUGCAAGGGCCCGGCCAAUUCAAUGAUCCGUUUGCAAAAGACAUAUUACGAUUCAACAGAGGCGGAAUCGUGAGUAACAUGUCUCCAAUGCACUGCUUUGUAUCUAAAACUCCUCAGAUAGUGUCUGCUUGUUACGAACGGAAGCCCUGCUUUCUCGCCGCACCAGAAUGGCGGGAUGUUGCUUUCGACGGCCAUGGCCUCGGCUUCGACGAACGGUUACAUACGGAUCUCCUACGGGCCUUCGUGCAACUGCCAGAUAUCCUUAAAGAUCUGAAAGAAAUGAGCACUUUGCGAGCGCCGUUUACCCCCAUCGCAAACAGUAUGCGUAACGAUUCCUUCGUCGAUCCCAACCUCGAUCUGAACUCAAGUCUCGACCUCAGUCACAGCCCAGCCGACACCUGCCCCUCACUUGACUAUUCAGUCGAGAGUUUCGACAAUACCGACUUCCCAUCAGACCUGCCUAACGAAGAAACGUAUGAUGGUGAGGCGUCCUUUGCGUACAUCUCCACGCGUGCGAAUGUGCUUUUUAAGGUUCAGAACCUCAGAAACUCGUUCUGCGCCUUGGGCGUCAAUAUGAACGCCAAGUUCACGAACGGUACCACCGUACUUGAGCUGCCCAGUGUGGAAGAGGGCAGUCCAAUCGCAACCUCUUAUCACUUCAACAGCUGGCGCGACAACGUGGGGUACAACAGCUUCUGGGCCCUUUGUAUCAUGGUCAACGAGUACCUGAUAAAGUUGCUCCCGCCUUCCGACCCCAUAAUUAGCAUACUAGAGUCAGAAAGUCGAGCUCUAGCUCUUGAGAUCUGCAAGACGUGGGAAGAAGCAUGGUCAACGAAGCCGAUUGGCGCCCUACAUACCUCGUUCAGCUUCGUCAUGGCUUACGAGUAUGUUGCCUCCGACAUCCAAGAAUGGAUUCUCAAAGGUCUUAACGCGCUACUGGACUGCCAAAAGGUCGACGCCUCGGCGUUCCGCUGGACGGACGAAGUGAUCAGAAUGAUGAGCGGGAGACUCACUGGUGACGGCCAGGAUACCAUCUUCUCGAAUGUGAGUGUUACGAAAAAAGCGCAGUAGCUACGCUCACGACACCUAGACCCUGGUUGGGUGUUGACGAUUCUUAGUUGGGAGCGGAGCAGAAGCAGGCGCCUGAUCAUACGGCACCCAGACCGGAGCCAAAGAAACCGUGGGAUAUCACCAUUUCAUUAGCAUCGCGGGGAUCAGCCUACGAUGAAAAUGUCCUCUUGAUGUCUGUUACGAGAGAUCUCACGUGUGCAUACACCAUCGUCUGGCAGGCGCCAACGACCAGGUACUUUACGAAAGAUACCCCUUUAUAGACUACAAAGACAUUGCAUUCAUGACAGCUAAUAUGAAUAUACUCAUAAAUCAU